Pelmatolapia mariae (spotted tilapia) is the source of this 989-nucleotide messenger RNA. It is a transcript of the gene drc9, whose product is annotated as IQ motif containing G. The record is from RefSeq and is a predicted model, not a curated record. The transcript is spliced from 10 exons. Gene Ontology annotation, molecular function: protein binding. Gene Ontology annotation, cellular component: cytoplasm; motile cilium. Lineage: Eukaryota; Metazoa; Chordata; Actinopteri; Cichliformes; Cichlidae. Gene Ontology annotation, biological process: cilium organization. The coding region runs from base 72 to 989 and encodes 305 amino acids.
UUUAUCUCCGGCGUUUCGUGGUUUCGUGUUAGAAAUGGUUACUGGUAUUCACAAAGCGAGAAAGAGAGAAGAUGUGUUUAUCCAGGAUUCAGAGUCUGAGACUGGCAGCAGUACUGGAGGACUGUUCACAUCAGCUGGAAAUACUGGGACAUAUUCUCACAAUGCGGAUACGCGGGGAAAGACCUGCACAGGAGAAAGCCAAUCUCAGGAAGUUGACAAGGGAUUGUGAAUACAUCUCACAGCUGAUGUCCAAGCUACAUUUGGAGCUGGAGGAGAAACAGUGUUUUAGCUCUCUGCUGCAGGCUGUGGAGGAAAUUGAGCAGAGGAGAAGGGAUACGAACAUGAAAAGGGAGGAAAUGAAACAAGUGGACAAGAGAAGACAGACUCUUCUGAAACAACAAGAGGAGCUCCAACAGAAAACUCUCAAACUGCAGGUCAUACGCCAUGAAGCAAACAAGAAAGAUCAUUUGUUAAAGAUGAGAAGCAAAGAGAACACUAAGGAGAACGACACUGGGCUGCAGCUCAGGAAGAUCCAGAAUGAGACCAGUCAGGCUGAAGCACUGCUGGAAGGGCAGCUGGAGCUGCUGAAGAAACAGUUGAAGGAGGAGGUGAGAGUUCACGAGGAGUCUCAGAAAUUCCUGCUGAGGCAGCAUGAGGAGCUGCAGCAGCUGCUGCAUGAGCUGCAGCAGCACACAGAGCAGAUGGUGCAGGAGAAGAGCAAGCAGCUCCACAACGUGUGCUUCAAAAAGAACCUAAACUUAGACAGGCUGGAGGACAUGAAGAUGAAGUUCAAGGAGAUGGAGCAGAUGGUGAUGGAGGACAGGGAGGAGCAAGAGAAACUGCACCAACAGCAGGCACGGAUCAGAGCUGCCACCAAGCUGCAGGCCUGGUGGAGAGGCUGCAUCGUACGCCGAGGACUCUGUGGUUUUAAAAAAGCUGAGAAAGGCAAGAAAGGGAACAAGAAGGAAAGAAAGAAAAAGAAGAAAUGA